CGUUCGUUCUCUACUUCCCGCCUCGCUCUAUCACCUAAAUUAACUAAUUCGCGCCUGGCGCUGGCAAUGCAGCGAAGACUCGACCAUUGCUUCCCCUCCUUCACCCUCAUGUCCCAAGAGCUCCAGAAAGAUACCCUCCGACUCCCCAGCUACCGUGAAUCCGUGUUCUUUCGCUUCCACCCCUACCCACAAGCACGCCGAAGAACCGUGGACCCGCUGAUGCGCAAAGUGGACUAUCGGUCGGUCGCGGAGCCAGUUGCGAGUGCUUGCGAAGAGAGCCGUGUUCCUGAGCAAGAGGAGCAAGAGAAACAAGAGAACGAAAGUGAAGGCGCAGCGCUCUAUUUAGACGUCGUCAUGAAUCGAGUCGAAGAGCCGCACGUUAAGAAACGUCGUAGCUUGACGUCCCUGAUCAUCGAUCUUGCUCUCGCAGUUACAGCGGCUCGUUUGGGCAAAAGCCGGCGUUCUGCGGCGAAACUUGGUGCUGACCACUGAAUCUUGCUCGUCCGCUACGUUCUCCAUGUCUUGUGCACUCUGCUCACAUCUUGUCACCGUCAGCCAUAUAAUUCCUUAUAUACAACCAGUUAAUUGAUCCAAAUGUAUCUAUACGUCG
Molecule: messenger RNA, 610 nt
Organism: Dichomitus squalens LYAD-421 SS1
Lineage: Eukaryota; Fungi; Basidiomycota; Agaricomycetes; Polyporales; Polyporaceae
Exons: 4
Coding region: 67-492 (141 amino acids)
Source: RefSeq, a predicted model, not a curated record